UUUGUAAUUCCCGCCUUCCCCGCGCAUAGCCAGUCACGAGAGCGAAAGGCGGGGACAGUUAACGGAUUGGCCAAUGUAAGGGCGCUGUCCUAUGACGGACAGCUGGGCAACCAAUCAAAUCCUUGGGUCGGUUCCGCUCAGGUAUAUAAGGCGGGUGCGCGGGAGGGGCCGGGCUCUCAGUUACAGGUGGGGGAGGGGCCCAGAGAGCGAGACACGCCGGUACCGUCAUCUCGAGGAGGAGCAUGAGUGAGGCGGAAGCCCAGGAGCCCGAACCGGUGCCACAACCGGAGUCCGAACCCGAGAUCCAGAAGCCCGGAAUUGCCGCGGCUCGAAACCAGGCCAACAAGAAAGUGCUGGAACAAGUGCUUGUAUCUCCACUCACAUCAACUACUGAUAGGAUAUUACACGGAACAACCACAGUGAUUUCUCAUCUCCAUUUAAUACAGGAAGCCACUCAAGUGCAAGGAACAGUGAAGUGGUUUAACGUUCGCAACGGCUACGGAUUUAUCAACAGAAAUGACACCAAAGAAGAUGUGUUUGUGCAUCAGACUGCAAUAAAAAAGAACAAUCCACGGAAGUUUCUGCGCAGUGUGGGUGAUGGUGAGACGGUGGAGUUUGAUGUCGUAGAAGGAGAGAAGGGAGCAGAGGCGGCCAAUGUGACGGGCCCAGGAGGGGUCCCAGUUAAAGGGAGUCGCUUUGCCCCAAACAGACGCAGGUUUCGCCGGCGUUUCUACAGGCCCCGUGCGGAUACUGCGGGAGAGUCUGGGGGUGAAGGGGUUAGUCCUGAACAGAUGAGUGAAGGGGAGAGAGGGGAGGAGACUUCCCCACAGCAGAGACCCCAGCGUAGGCGACCCCCUCCAUUCUUCUACAGAAGGCGCUUCAGAAGGGGUCCCAGACCCAAUAACCAGCAGAACCAGGGAGCAGAGGUUACAGAGCAGUCUGAGAAUAAGGACCCAGUUGCCCCCACAUCGGAAGCCCUGGCUAGUGGUGAUGAUCCGCAGAGACCGCCCCCUCGCAGGUUCCGACAAAGAUUCCGCAGGCCUUUCCGUCCUCGCCCUGCACCUCAGCAGACCCCAGAAGGAGGUGACGGAGAGACCAAAGCUGAAUCUGGGGAAGAUCCUCGGCCGGAGCCACAGAGGCAACGUAACCGACCUUAUGUCCAGCGGCGCAGGCGCCAAGGGGCCACCCAAGUAGCGGCCACAGCCCAGGGUGAGGGCAAAGCAGAACCAACUCAGCACCCUGCUUCUGAAGAAGGGACCCCCAGUGAUUCUCCCACAGAUGACGGAGCACCUGUUCAGAGCUCUGCCCCGGAUCCAGGGAUUGCAGAUACACCUGCCCCAGAAUGAACUCAUCCGCUGCUAGAAACGUGCCAUUUUCAGGGGCACAGGUGCCAGCGCUCUUCCAUCUUCCGGCUGCACUGGAUUCCAUGGGAAUUUUUGGGACACUGCAAUAGUUCACUUUAAUUGGGGGUGUUCCCCCUGCACUGUUUGUAUUGGUGGGAGGGGCUUGUUUGCACUUUGUUUGGGGCGUUCUGUUUUAUUGCACAGAGUGAUGCAGCAGUAAAGAUGGAACUGCA
Molecule: messenger RNA, 1576 nt
Organism: Xenopus laevis (African clawed frog)
Lineage: Eukaryota; Metazoa; Chordata; Amphibia; Anura; Pipidae
Gene: ybx2.L
Product: Y-box binding protein 2 L homeolog
Exons: 11
Coding region: 243-1346 (367 amino acids)
Cellular component (GO): ribonucleoprotein complex; cytoplasm
Molecular function (GO): nucleic acid binding
Source: RefSeq, a predicted model, not a curated record